Messenger RNA from Rosa rugosa (rugosa rose), 501 nucleotides. Its product is annotated as protein terminal ear1 homolog. The coding region runs from base 1 to 501 and encodes 166 amino acids. NCBI's taxonomy places the organism in Eukaryota, Viridiplantae, Streptophyta, Magnoliopsida, Rosales, Rosaceae. The transcript is spliced from 4 exons. The record is from RefSeq and is a predicted model, not a curated record.
AUGAGCAAGCUUCUACCUCUAUUAGGACUAGAAAUGUUCGGGAGGGUUCUUCUGAGGAGUGAUCUACUAAGUAUGUUGAAAGAUCAUUGCUUGGAUGAGAACUUAAACGCCGUGUUGCGGUCUGAGCCCAAGGAAAAAUCCGAGUUUGAUUUUCUCUACUUGCCUAUGGAUUUCAAGAAGUUUUGGGAAAAAGAGAGGAUCUCCAACCUGGGAUAUGCUUUCGUAAAUUUUACCUCCUCUAGUGCUGCACUCAGAUUCUAUAAGCAAUAUCACAAAUUUGAGUGGCCAGUGCCGAAAAACAAAAAGAUAUGUGAGGUUACUUGCGCCAAAACCCAGGGCAAGGAAGCUUUAACCAGGAAAUUCAAGAACAAGAUAUUUUGGUGUCACAGCAAUGAGUACUUGCCGGUGAUUUUAGCACCUCCCUGUGAUGGUGUUAAGAACUCCGGUCUUGUAAUGGUCGGAAAACUUGCCGGGCAACCAAAGAUUCUGAAGAAGAAAUGA